ACCCACAGGAUCACUGUGCUAUGAACCGACACGAAUGGACUUAGCUUUCCCGUCUGGGCAGCGUGGGGUCAGGUGGCGCAGGCUGGCCCUGCUGGGCGGCGGGGGUCUCCGCAGCUUGCGCCCGCCUUGGGGGGUGGCUGGCCAUGACUGGUUCGCGCCGGCUCUGCUGCCAUUGUCCCCCUCCCACCGAGGGCGGCCACGUCCUGCUCGUCUCACGGCCACACCGAGGCCACAGCAGGCGAGGCCACAGCAGGCUGGGAGGAAGGGCUCAGCACAGGACUGCAUUUCUGCCUCAGCAGCUAAGUGAAGCAUGUCGAGGGGCCAAACCCCAAGUGCAGAAGGGCCUGCACAGGGUCUGUCGAGGGUCACAGCCCUGGGCACGCGCAGGAGCCCACGCUGAACCCAGCUCUGUGUCCUCACACAAGGGCUGCACCCAGGCCUUGCGUGGGCUGUGGGUGGGGUGGGGUGUGAGGGUGUCACUGUAUAGAUGGGGCAUGGGGGGUCAGCAUUGAACAGCUGGGGGAGGGGCCCUCGCGGGUGGGGCUCUUGUCUGAGGAGGAAGUUGGGUGAGGGGACCCCGGCCAUGGUGACCUCACUUCCCUGACAACAGAGCCCAUCAGAAUUUGGAACCCAGGUAACCAGGAACCCACAUUCCAGAGACAGCCCCCAGCCCAGCUCAUUACAUUGGAGAUAGUCAAACCAAGAUGUUCACAUGCUGCCUUCCCAGAUCCGGAGGUUGCCGACGGAAGCAAAAGCGCGCCCAGCAAAUGCUGUCUCCACAAUAUGUCCUGUCAGGGCUCCGCACCGCCUCUGGCCGUUUGGUCGGAAAGACCACAAGACCACGGAUGACAUCGGGAGGAGGCUGGCGGACAGCCGUUUCAUUUCCGGGACCUGGGGCGUGACCCCACAGGGGUCCUCAGGAGCAGAUGUUCCACCACCUGAGGAGCUAGAGCUGGCUCCAACUCCAUCAGCAGCUCUGCAGGGAGGGGUGGUUCCUGCAGAGGCUUCAGCAGGAGACCAGGAGCCGGCAGGUGACCCGGCACCUGCCCACGGAGAGCCUGACGCCGACCAGGAAGGGCCUGCUGGAGAACUUGUGCCAGGAGAGCCUGCCCCUGUUCCUGCCACUGUUCCUGCCAGAGCCAGUGCCCCUGCGCCUGCCCCGAAUUGUGGCCCUGCUCCUUCCCCAGACCCGGCUCCUGCCCUGGAUCCUGACCCGUCCCUACCCCUGCCAGUGCCCCUGUCCCUGCCCCUGACCCAGAUGCUGUCUUGGUUCCU
Molecule: messenger RNA, 1275 nt
Organism: Callorhinus ursinus (northern fur seal)
Lineage: Eukaryota; Metazoa; Chordata; Mammalia; Carnivora; Otariidae
Source: RefSeq, a predicted model, not a curated record